Molecule: messenger RNA, 435 nt
Organism: Naegleria lovaniensis
Lineage: Eukaryota; Heterolobosea; Eutetramitea; Acrasida; Naegleriidae
Exons: 1
Coding region: 1-435 (144 amino acids)
Source: RefSeq, a predicted model, not a curated record
AUGGUUCUCGUAGAAAAAGGAACUAAUGAACAAUUUGCUGAAGAAGGAAGAGCUUAUGAUCCUCUUGUUCCAAAAGGAAAUAAUAUAGCAAUAACCUUCAUGUUUGAAAUUGAUAACGAGCCAAUUAGAAAAGCAACUCUCAAAAAGCUCGGUAGAAUUGAAUAUAAUUUUAAACUUCAAAUUUGUAAGAAAGGAACAGGCGAGCUCAUCACCUCUUUGCCUUGCAAGCCUACGGAGGACGGAAGAACAACAAAUGAUGGCAUGACAAGUGCAGUUCAUUUCUUCUCAGUUCCAUUUUCAAAAGAACAAAUUCAAUAUUUAAGAGAUAAUUUGGAUAGUGUUCAGGUUAAAUUAACCGUUGAUGACGAAAGGUAUCCUCAUUCUAUAGUGUUAAGCCCACUUCUUGUGAAGGAUCUCUUGAAAGAAUUUGAUUAA